AAACAAAAAGCUGUACGGUGGGCGGGGUGCGUGUGCGCUUUUUGCUUGUGGCAAGGCAACCCGGCACGGUGCCGCACCGGGACCUAUUCCUUAUUGUAUUUUAUUCGAUUCAUAACGUUGUUUCCUUUCUAACGUCUCAGCGACAAUUUAUAAAUUACUUUAUAACUUUUUAUUACAAACGUUUGUUAGAGUUCUCGAGUAAAAUGCCGAUAUGCUGUUAAAAAAGUUUUUAACACCUAGUUUUGUUGUUAGCUGUUUUGUUUUGCUCUGUGAACGUGUUUUGUAAAUAAAAGUUUUAACUAAAUUAAGUUAAUACUUUGUAAAAUAUUAAAACUUAACGUACAUUAUGACUAAAUAUGAAUUAGUGUUUCAUUUAUUUAUUUUUAAUAUCAUUUAUUAUGUUACUGGAGCCGCUACUGAAAUAAAGAAUACCCAAAACAGCGUGACAUGUGCAACCCGAUUCGCGUCCUGCGAAACGAACACGGGAAGUUCACAGCAGCCGGUGUGCGGUACCGACGGUCGGAACUAUCCUACCAAAUGUCACCUGUUAAGAGCCCAAUGCUCUGGUGAACCGAUAUCUAUCGCACAUAAAGGACCAUGUGUUGGUCAGUCAACAUGUCUGAUAGUUCAGCGGUACGCGCUAAGCGCUCAAGGCGGACGACGGGCUGCGUUCGUGCCUCGCUGCCGUGCCGACGGCACCUACGCGUCGGUGCAGUGUGCGGCCGCCGGCGCUGCCGCGGGCUGUUGGUGUGUCACUCCUGAGGGAAAGCCUCUCCCCGACACAGCCGUCAGAAACGGUAGACCAGACUGCACAAGAACCGGUAAAUCACACACGAGGCGGCGCUCCUCAGUUCGGGGUCAACGUAACAAAAGAAGUUGCACCAGGAUAGACCGCGUACAAUUUAAUGGGAACUUGAUAAAGAUAUUCAGUGGUGAAUAUGAGAGAGUGCGUGCGGAAACUGGAAGUGCAUCGUUGGAGCCGAGAGCUGUAGCUGAGUGGAAGUUUCGAGAACUCGACCGCGACAGAAGCGGAACCUUACAGAAGUCCGAAUACAGGGGCUUACGUCGACUGAUUAAAAAGGUGGUAAAACCGAAGCGUUGCGCACGCGCUUGGGCGCGCGGUUGCGACGGGGAUGGUGACGGAGAGAUCGCUCGUGCAGAAUGGGCAUCCUGUCUCCUCGCCAACCCUGACCCACCUGCACCGGAUUUCUCUCUCCGUUUCUUCAUGUCGUUGAAUGCAGACGACGACAGCGGGCCGGACCCUGAGGUCGAUUACAACGAAGAGGAACCACCGCCGGACCCUAGCUCAGUGUUGCCAGGAAUUAUGAAAAAUUCUUUCGCACCUGAUGGUUCCGAUUCGGAGUCCCGACGUGAAGACGAGGCUAACGACUGUUUGACUGAUCGACAAGCGGUAUUGGAAGAACAGAAAAACGGCAGCGCAGUGCUUUACGUGCCGGAGUGUACCGGUGACGGUAGGUACGCUCGCGCACAGUGUUACCGCUCCACUGGUUAUUGUUGGUGCGUACAUCAAGACACCGGCAAACCAAUACCCGGCUCGUCGGUUAAAGAUCGCAAACCAGACUGCGAUUCCGCACCACAACACGCCAGCCCAAUGAGAGGAUGUCCAGAGCCGAUGAAGUCAAUUUUUUUACGCGAUCUCAUGAACUUUUUCAUCACAAAAAUGACAGCUAGCAGUAACGGCACAGGUCCCGGUGAUAUGGUAAAAUGGGGUGCUUCAAAAGAGGAACAAGCAGCUACUUGGACGUUUGUGAUGUUAGACAAGGACAAGAAUAAAGCGUUGGAGAGACGAGAAUGGAAAGCAUUCCAUCAACUUAUAACAAAUGUGGAACAAUUAAGGAGAUGUGGAAGGAAAUUGCCGAGAUAUUGCGACGUAAACCAUGACACUAAAAUAAGUAUCACAGAAUGGAUGGCCUGCUUGGAAGUACUACAAGCGUCUCAAGGACAUUCCACGGAAUCUACAAAAAUACCUCCCAAUCCAAGAAGAAAAGGCCCAAAUCCUUUGGAAUCGAUACUCAAGGCGGAAGAUUAAGUUUUCAAUAUUUAAAUAUACAGCAGUGUGGCUAUGAUUAUACCAGUGUGGUGGCUUUGUGAGUUAAACAAGUUAACUUGCUGCGGCUAACAGCCGGUUUCUGAAACACUUGUAACACACUAUACUCAAAUUAAUUAAUCAAAAUAUAAAUAGUCCGACAGGCAGGACUCGGUGGGCAACUAAUACUAAACUACAAUAUUUUAUUGGACUAUAGUCAUUUGAUUUUACGUGUCAUUUACUUAUAUUGUUUAUAUGAGUCUUAUUUUCUAUUAUAAAUUACGAUAUAAUUUCUCCCACCGCGCCAGAUAUUUUUCUAACGGAGGCAUAUUGAAACGAAACUUAAAACAAUUAGCUUCAUAGGUACCACUUCGAUCUGUUAUCUAAGAUGCUGUUACAAAUUGAAAUCUCGUUUCAGUAUUCGGCCGUUACUCUAUGUACAUAGAUUAUUCGUAAUUCAAAUUGAUUACCCUUUCAGAAACCGGGCAUUAUUAUUAUUAUUAUUAAAAUUAGAUCAUUUAUUUAUUCAGUACAUAAUGAAUGUAAGAUUCUGCUAGUCUUGCACUGUUUCAAUUAUUUCAAAGUAGAAAAAUCAAUUAAUUAAAAUCAUUUUCCUAUAUACAAGCACAAUUUUUAGUAGAUUUUUAGUAGCAAUUGAUUUGGCACGUGGAAUACAAGAGUAAACUGCCACGGGCCAAAUCAAGCGUUGAAUCUAUAUGUAUAUUAAAUCUGACAAUUAAAAUGAAGUUACAUUAAAAUAUAAUAUGAAACAUUGAUAUUGAGAUUUUAAGAAAGUACUUACACCAUAGUCAAUAGUGUUAAGCAAUUCGUAUGGUCGUUUCGAAAUAUUUCUAUAUGUAUAUCUAAUUUUUAACUUAAAGAGUAUGUAAUUCUUCAAUGUUCACGAAAUGUUUACGACGUUACCGUGCGUUUCCACUGAAGAAGUAAAUAUGAAAAACCCUGUUUUAUUCUCUUCGAAGAGAGACUUUCACCGGGAAUAUAAAAACAUUCGUCGCGUGAGUGUCGCCAAAAGGGUCAUGUUUUGUAAAUUAAUUUGGUUUCUUGAAAUUAAAGAGAAAUUAAACAAGUUACCUACCGUUUUUUCUGACUUUACAUCUAUGCCAAAUUUUAUCGAGAUCCGUUCAGCUGUUUAGGCUACAAACUAUAAGAUACAUCCAUCCAUCUAAGUUUUGAAUUUAAGAGUAAGAUUCGAAAUACUUAUUUAAGGAAAAUUUAAAAACUCAAUUUCUUUAAAAUUAAUAAGUAGACCCCAUCGUCAUCCACCCUAGAUCGGAUUCCCCCCGCCCUUGAAUCAUUAGCUGGCGACGCCAAUUCUUUGCAAUAUUGCGAAAAAAAAUAGAAUUGACUUUUACGCACGUAUAACGACAGUGGAAACUAACGGUUAUUUCAAUAUCAAUGUUUUGUAAAGAUUUUUUUUUUAAACAUUUUAUCCAAUAGACAUGAUUUCGGUGGUAGAUUUAUUUAAUUUAUAAAACAGUGUUUAUAGGUAGCUUUUAUUUUAUAGUCGUGUUUUAAAUGUAGUUCAAUAUUUCUUAAUUAUGUUGUGUGAUUGUGUUUACGCAUUUCUAAUCAUGUUUCGCAACUUUAUGAUUUAUUGUUGCCAUUGCAGGCUAAUUAAUAAUCGGCUAAAUAUUAAAGGUGUGCUACUUUUCAAAAAUAUUACUUUUCUUGUAAUGUAUGUAUGUUUGCUACACAUUAUGUACGUACCGCUUACGAAAUUGUCUAAUAUUAACAGAUUAUUUAGUCAGUAUGAAAUGUAAGGACUAUGUGAUAUUUUUUUUUCAUUAUUAAUAAAUAUUUAAUAAUUGAAAAUAUCAA
Molecule: messenger RNA, 3886 nt
Organism: Papilio polytes (common Mormon)
Lineage: Eukaryota; Metazoa; Arthropoda; Insecta; Lepidoptera; Papilionidae
Gene: magu
Product: SPARC-related modular calcium-binding protein 1
Exons: 12
Coding region: 347-2050 (567 amino acids)
Biological process (GO): cell-matrix adhesion
Cellular component (GO): basement membrane
Molecular function (GO): protein binding; calcium ion binding
Source: RefSeq, a predicted model, not a curated record